Molecule: messenger RNA, 966 nt
Organism: Elephantulus edwardii (Cape elephant shrew)
Lineage: Eukaryota; Metazoa; Chordata; Mammalia; Macroscelidea; Macroscelididae
Product: serine/threonine-protein phosphatase 1 regulatory subunit 10-like
Exons: 2
Coding region: 1-966 (321 amino acids)
Cellular component (GO): nucleus
Source: RefSeq, a predicted model, not a curated record
AUGGGUUCGGGUCCAAUAGAUCCCAAAGAGCUGCUCAAAGGCCUGGAUACCUUUCUUAACCGAGAUGGGGAAGUCAAGAGUGUAGAAGGGAUUUCCAAGAUUUUUAGUCUGAUGAAGGAAGCACGAAAGAUGGUGAGUUGGUGCACUUACUUGAACAUUGUCCUGCAGACCCGUUCACCGGAAAUAUUAGUCAAGUUUAUUGAUGUUGGUGGUUACAAGCUUCUUAACAAUUGGCUGACAUAUUCAAAGACAACCAAUAAUGUUCCCCUCUUGCAACAAAUUCUACUGACUCUGCAACACCUUCCGCUCACUGUGGAUCAUCUCAAGCAGAACAGCACGGCCAAGUUGGUGAAGCAGCUGAGCAAAUCAAGUGAGGAUGAAGAGCUUCGGAAAUUGGCCUCCGUCCUAGUCAGCGACUGGGUGGCUAUCAUCUACUCUCAGAGUAGUGCUCAGCCUGCCGAAAAAGAUAAGAAACGUAAAGUAGAGGGAAAGAGUCGAACCACUCCUCCUGAGCGACCUUUGACUGAGGUAAAGGCUGAGACUGGGACUGAAGAGGCCCCAGAGAAGAAGAAAGAAAAGCCCAGGUCUCUUCGAACCACAGCGCCCAGUCAUGCCAAGUUUCGUUCAACUGGGCUAGAGCUGGAGACACCAUCUUUGGUUCCUGUGACGAAGAAUGCCAACGCAAUGGUGGUUUCUGACAAGUACAACCUGAAGUCCAGCCCUCUUAAGCGGCAGAGCUCUGCAGCUGCUCCUGGAGAUGCUGUCCCUCCUGAAGAGAAGAAAUACAAGCCACUCAAUGUCACUCCCAAUGCCACCAAAGAGAUCAAAGUGAAGCUCAUCCCCCCACAACCUAUGGCAGGCCUGGGCUUUCUGGAUGCUCUCAAUUCAUCUGGGGAGGAAAGAAACCGAACAUACUCUUUACCCCUGAACUGCGAAAGAGGAGACCCAGUUGACUUCAGUUUUUGA